ACAGGGUCAGAAAUGUGACAAGUAUUUACCAUGUCUGAGAUGUAGGCAAGAUUUGGGAUAGACUAUUUGAUCACAGACCUUUUCUAAAUGGAGAAAUAUCAUUGAUAUUACAAGCAUUUGAACAAAGACGGAAAGAUAAGGAAGUAGAUAACUUAUUUAAAGCGAUAGAAGAAAUAACAGAGAUUAAAGACACUGAGAUUGAGAAGCUGAAGCAAGCUGAAAAACUUACAGAUAAAAUUAAUGAUAAUUUAGAGGAAGCACUUCGAAUUUGUGAUAAAUUUUCAGAGUUAGAAGAAACCUACAAACAGAGCACUCCUUUGGAACAGUCGAGGAAUAAAAGAAAACUCGAUUGGGAUAAAUUUAUGGGCGGUAUCACUACAAAAUAUUCAGAAAUAAACAGCCAAUUCGAAACCAGAGAAGAAGAAUUAAAGAAAUUUUAUGAGGAUAUAGAAAAGAAGCUGCUCAUUUGAUUAGUUGAAAAUGACUCAGACCAAUACAGCUCCAAUUGUAAACCCAGCAAUAAGAAUCAGACCUUCUAAAAAAUUAAAAUCCUACAUUAAAAACCUUAAGAAUUGUAAUGACUUGUCAAUAGGAAUAAAUAAUAUACUAGGUAAAAACAAAACAGACAAAAAUGAUAAACCACCACCGAAAGUAUAUCACUUAAUAGAUGAAGAUGAUGAAAUUUAUAUUAAAUCUAUUUCUAAAAGAAGUAAAAACGAUGUUUUCACAGAGUGGCCUUUAACCGAAACUUCUAAUGUUAGUAGUACCGAAAAAUUACUUAGUUUGGAAGAUUUACACUGUCUCCACACACAUAUUUUGCAAGAAAACAAGACAGCAGAACAGAAAGUGUAUCUGCAUGAGAUACUGGAAGGAUGUGAGAUCGUUCUACCUAAAAAUGAGGAAAUUCCAAGGAACGAAGAACUGGAUAGGAGGUGUAAACAACUAAAAGCUGAGCAAGAAAACCAGAGCUACUUCGAUAUGACAAAAAACGUGGAUAGCAGGAGAAAAGUUUAUCCUGAAGACACUAUAGGAUACCAAAUAAAGGAAAUGAAUCGACAUCUGAUAGCAAUUUUCCAGUUCGUUGUGUCAGUUGCAGCUGGCUUCCUUUUUGGUUUUAUUGGAGUGGAGAUCAUAAUCGGAAGUCUAGAUUUUGGAUUCAGGCUAUUGCUAGGCAUCAUUUGUGCAUUGACAGUGGCUUUAGCAGAACUUUAUUUCCUAGCGAAAAAACUCAACGAGGAUCUACAAUUUGAGCAUUCCUUGGAAGAACAUAAUAAAAAGGGAAUUAAAUUAGAUUAGAAAUGAUCGAUUUAUCGAAUUUUUACUAUAUGUAAUUAAGUGAUAAAGUACAGGUUUACUGAACAAUACACACAAAUACUUGUUUAUUAACAAUUGAAUACUUUUAUUAUUAGGGUUGCUAUUUUUACUGUUACUCGCUUAGCAUUCGAAGUUUUGAUAAAAUAUUUAUUUAAAAUACUGUCUGAGCAUGCAAUAUUUACUGAUUGCACAUAAAAUCUCACAACUGGUCAUUAAUUCCGGAGAAUUCUUUAAUUUCUGCAUAGAGAGCACAUUUUUUCGUAGUACCCGCUGAUAAUUAUCACCCAACUAGAACCAAACUUGUCCCAUAAUGACAAUAUUUUCAAAAUUGUCUUUAAGUGUCUUCUCAGCAUUUCUUUUGUCUGUAACCAGUAUUUAUAAAUGCCUUACAAACGGUUUCAGUAGUCAUAAGAAGGCCCAUUUGUCUUAUAAACGUUUUUGCUAAAUUUCUAAAACCCACUUGUGGAGUAUUACAUGCCCACUGCUUUAGGCCAAUCAUAAAAAUACUUCUUAAAGUUUGUUUAGCAGUAAAUUGUUGACUUCAAUGGUCAGUACUUGUACUGGUACUUCAAUAGUAUAAAAGGCCCAGUUUCGGGUAAAAUUUAAAUAUGUUUAAUUGUUUGUUUUUCUAUAAUCUUAGCAAUUAAAAUAGAUUUAAUUUAUUUUAAAACCCAUUUGAAAACAUUAAUUUCGGGUAUAUAAGGCAAAGCAAUAUAUUUUACAUCCGUUUUUUUGUUUUUGUCGUCGUAAUUAUUGUAAAUUUUGUGGAUCCUUUGCUUUAUUAUAGGAGUACCGUCUAGUCAGUGUUAAUUUUCAAAAGACCAACUCUGUCUACCUCGUUUACUUAUCGCUCCGGACCGGUCUUAACAAUGGGCCAAGUCAGAUAAAUUUAAUAAUAUUUACGACCGCAUUGACCGAAUUGAAGUCAACCAUUUACUGCUAAACAAACUUUACCAUUUAUGAUGUUCCCAAUUUACGUAGGAUCCAUGCUGAUACCAUUUUUUUAUACGCUUUAACUCGCCUAUUUACCAAUAUUUGUCAAAAACAAAUUUCAGCACUUUUCAUAUCCAUUGUUCGUACAGUGAGAUGAUAAAAUCGUACCUCUCUGUCAACUCGUUUUUGCAAAGAUAAAACAUAAUCGCUGGAACAUGUCGAUGUUUAAGCUUGUUCUAAUAUCUAAUGGUAUCAACGUUUCAGCAUUUCGAUGUACCCCCAUCAGGUGACAGUCACACUCUCAACUUUUUUAAAUAGCAAAGGGUGUCAUGUGACAUACUAUGAAAGAUACUAAAACUCUGAUUCCAAAAAUAUAUUACACUUAAAGUGUGUCUCAUCUAAGGUGAAGAAACCCCAAUAUUUCUACUAUCAAAAUAAAUACAGAUUUGAAAUUUUGGACAGUCAUAAAGAUUGAUGGUUCACAUUUUUUAAGAUAGUCAACUGAAAUUUAAAAUUUAAACGCGGCCUAUUGCGAAUCCACAAAAAGGGUGAAUUUUCGAUCUUUUGCUUCGCGUGAGAGAUAUAAAAAAAAGAAUUUGUGUACUUUGUACGCACGUAAAAAGGUAUACUUCUAUUAUAUGAAUUCAACGAAAUCAAUAUACUUUAAAUAGUUUAUUUAUAUUUAAUUUAACUAUUAAACUAAUUUUAAUACUUACUACUUUCUAAAAAUUUUUAUUAAAACAAUACCAAAAAUUAAAAAAAUAAAAGAAUAAAACACACACAAACACAUUGAAAAAUGCCACAAAGAAAUGAUUUCUGAACAAUAAUUGUUGCGAAAAAUUUUAACUAAAUACGUAUUUUCUGAAAAAAAAAUAUAUAAUAAUAUACUUACAAUCAUAAAAUGUAUAAAAAAAUAGUAACUUGUAUUGGGGAUCGAACCCGGUUCCCGUCGACCCCGUCGAUCCCGCCGAUCGAAAAUCGAAGUGCUUUCCCAUUGCGCCACCUUCGCAUAUCUGUCAUGUGGGAAUAUACACCAAAUGAACGUUUACACCAUAAACUUUUUAACAGGUUGUUUAUUACUUAUAUGAAUUUAAUCAAAUUAGUUUGAUAUUUGUGGAAUUAAAGGAAUAAUUUGUGGAAUAACAAUAUAUUAGGUGAAUAUUGGUAGAAAUUUUGAUGGUAACCAAAUUAUGUAAAUCAAAGCAUUACAUACUGUUUUGGUACAUUCAUUUUAAAUUUUCCAAGAAUAUAUGUAAUAGGUAAGAAUUAUACCUAUGUAAUUUUUUAUUAGGAUACUGAAACAUUUACAAUUAUUACGUACCUGUCGCUUUUAAAAAACUAUUUAGUAAGUCACUACAAUUAUAAACUUGCUUUUUUCUCUGCCAUCAGAACAAUAAAAACUAAUAUACACAACAUUUGUUUAUCCAUAAUCUCCAUAUUAAACAAUUAUUGACAGAUGAUUUUAACACCCAAUCAGGUCCCGUAUAACGUUUGAGCGACUAAUACCAUACUGUAGGUGUGCGCAUGCGCCCAGGAAAAUAAAAAUUCACCCUCGCGCUUAAAGAAGUAUAAAUUCAAAAAUUAUUUGGAAAAGUUGUUCCAAAUAUUAUUACAACCUCACAUACCAAAUUUCAUGGCAAAUUGUACUUUUAGUUUUUCCAUUAUUUAGAUCAAGGAUCCUAAAAUUCUCAGAUGCAUCUCAGGACAGCCAAUUUUGGGCUUAGGAUCUUGACUACAAAUACUAAAACAACUAAAAGUGUGAAUUUUGUCAUGAAAUUUGGUACGUGUGGUUAUAAUAAUAUUUGGAACAACUUUUUUAAAUAACUUUUUUCGAUAUCCCUAACGCGAAGCAAAGUAUCGAAAAUUCACCCUGUGUGUGGAUUCGCAGUAGGCCACGUUUAUUUAAAUUUCAGUUAACUAUCUUAAAAAAUGUGAACCAUCAACCUGUAUGACUGUGCAAAAUUUCUUAUUGAACUUUUUAUGACUGUGUCUUCAUCUUAAAUGCGACACACUGUUUAUACAGGGUGAUCAAUUUUUGUGGCAAAGUCUGUUAAAUCUAUUGUUAUAGGAGAUACCAAACAAAAAGUUAUGUACAAAAAUAGGAGAUAGCAUUUAGCUCCACAUUUUAAAAUUACUUACAAUUAUACAGGAUGUGUUCCAUCACUCCGUAUCACACCAUAGAUAUGUUUUUUUUUUUAAAUGAAACACGAUUUUCAUGAAAUUUGGUCAUAACUUUUAAAAUACCUUAUAUAACCCAAAACAACUUUAAAUUCUUGUAACGAGGAAGUGAAGCGAACGUUAUAUUUAAAAUAAAAUACAGGGUGUUUCAUUAAAAAACAUAAUAUAUCUUUGUUUCGGUAAUGUGUUUUAGAAGACUGUACAUUUAAAUCUAAUUUUAAAAUGUGUGUAAAAUUUUUACUAAGUUGCAAGGGAUAUUUUACAUGAUCCCUCUUACUAUUAGAAAAAUUGAGUAUGUGGCUGUCACCCGAUGAAGGUUAAUCGAAAUAUCGAAACGUUAGUACCAUUAUAUUAGAACAAGCAAGUUGAGGGGGGGAUUGACUUAUAACUUAUUCACUGGACACUUUUUGCAUGUUCAAUUUGCGUGUACAAUUAUUUUCUGAUGUCAUUAAAUAUCUUUAAUCUAAUGAGUAGAAUUGAAUUUUAGCUGAAAUAUAGGGCAAAAUCUACUAACUUUUCUUAAUAUUCCUAUUAAUACCACCGUAUCAAUAAAUAAAUAAGGUAUGGCUAAAUAUCAAUUUUGAAUAUUCACUGUCAAUAUUGUACAUAUUUAUUAAACAAUUCUAAAAAAGCUUGAUAAAAGCAAUAUUACUGAGGAUUUGUAUAAAUUUAUACCUGAUGGAUAUGAAGAAAAAACUUUUUUGUAUAUAAAGAAAAAAACACAUCAAUGUAUUAUUAAUAUUAUUACUCCAAUAAGGAAAUACGUAACCACAGAUAAGUUAUUAAAUUAUUUGUUAAUAUUUUUAUACUCUUUUUUUCUUCCUAUAAAAAGGAGUGACCUUAGGACCAAGGAAAAAUAAGUUAGAUGAUUUUUAUAUAAAGUUAGGAAUGGUAAAUGGUGUAAUCUAAAGUAUAUCAGUACGAGGGCUGUCGUCUUAGUUUUGCUUAAAGCGAUAAAGACAAAAUAUAUACAGGGUGUUAGUAAAUAAGUAUGAAAAACUUUAAGGGAUAAUUCUACAUGAAAAAAUAUUGGCAGUUUGCUCUAUAAACGUAUGUCUGCAAAUACUUUGUUUCCGAGAUACAGGGUGUUGAAAUUUUUAUUUCAAACUGCCAAUUUUUUUAUUGCUCUAAGACCGGUUGAUAUAUGAAAAUUACAUUUGGUGGGUUUCAAGAGGUAGUUAUUGCGCAUUUUUUGGCAAACAAAUAACAAUUUUAUAUUCAUCAUUGGCGCGCCUACAGGUAAUGGUCUGAAUUUUUUUAAAGAAAAAAUGGUACGCGACUGAGAUAUUUCAAAUUAAAAAUUAUUUUUGUAUUCAACGUUUAAUUUAUGAAAAAGAACCUUUCUUGUAUUUUUUUCGUAUAGUGCACCGUUUUUAUGCGAAAAAAUAAAACAUCUUCGAGCGUAUUUUUCAUUUCUUAAUACAUCAUCAAGAACUCUCCAAUAUAAUAAUACCAAAGUAGAACAAUAACAGAAAAGAUUACUAAAAAUUUUAACUAGGUGCAAAGCUACAACAAAUGUUCAAAAUUACCUCCUUUAAAGGUGACAGAAUAAUUUUAUAUUCACCAUUGGCGCCCGUACAGGUAAUGGUCUGAAUUUUUUAAAGAAAAAAAUAGUUCGCCACUGAGAAACGUCAAAUUAAAAAUCAUUUUUGAAUUCCUCGUUCAAUUUACGACAAAAAAUCAUUCUUGUCUUUUUUCAUAUGCGGAGUCGUUUUUAUACAAAAAAAUAAAACAUCUUAACGCUUACGAAUUAUUCGAGGUAGUUUCCAUAUGCAUAGAAAUUUAUUUCAAAUACUUUGUAAACGUUAAAAUAUUUUAUUUUUUUUGCAUAAAAACGGCGCCUCAUAUGAAAAAAAGACUAAAACGAUUAUUUGUCGUAAAUUGAACGAGGAAUUCAAAAAUGAUUUUUAAUUUGACAUAUCUCAGUGGCGUACUAUUUUUUCUUUAAAAAAUUCGGGCCAUUACCGGUACGCGCGCCAAUGGUGAAUAUAAAAUUACUCUGUCACCUUUAAAGGAGGUAAAUUUGAACAUUUGUUGUAGCCUUGCACAUAGUUAAAAUCUUUUUAGAAAUAUUUUCUGUUAUUGUUCUAGUUUGGCAUUAUUAUAUUGGAGAGUUCUUGAUAAUGUAUUACGAAAUGAAAAAUAUGCGCGACGAUGUUUUAUUUUUUUUUGCAUAAAAACGGUGCACCAUACAAGAAAUGUUCUUUUUCAUAAAUUUAACGUGGAAUACAAAAAUAAUUGUUAAUUUGAAAUGUCUCAGUGGCGUACUAUUAUUUUCUUUUAAAAAAUUCAGACCAUUACCCGUAGGCGCGCCAAUGAUGAAUACAAAAUUGUUAUUUGUUUGUCAAAAAAUGCGCAAUAACUACCUCUUUAAACCAACCAAAUUUAAUUUUCAAAGCUCAACUACUGGUCUUAGAGCAAUAAAUAAAUUCGCAGUUUGAAAAAAAAAAUUUCAACACCCCUUAUCUUGGAAACGAAGCAUUUGCGAACAUACGUUUAUAGAGCAAACUGUCAUUAUUUUUUCAUGUAGUUUUAUACCCUUAACCCCUUAAAGUUUUUCAUACUUAUUUACUAACACCCUGUGUAUAUAGACUUAAAGUACUUUAUUGCUUUUCAAAAUAUGUCCCACCAAGAUCGAUACACUUUUGCAUACGUUCAAAUCAAUUGGUAAAACAGUUAUUCCAGUCUUAAGAUGACACCUGCAAAAUCGCUGUUUUAAAGGGAUCGAUGUCUUCUUCUGGCGACUGGAAUCGCUGUCAACGCACUGAAUUCUUGAUCUUUGGGAACGUGAAGAAUUGGUUGGGUCAAGGCUAUACGCUGGAUGAUUUAAAAUUCAAUGUUUUGAAGCUCCAAAAACUCUAUUGUCCUUUGGGCAGUAUGGCACUUACAUUGUCCUGAUGUAGGAUGAUUCGCCAUUAUGUGUUGCUUUGUCGGAAUUUCGCGAUAACUUCUGGUAAACAAACGGUUAUAUACCAAUCAGAAGUAACCGUUAUUCGAUCUUCUAAAGCAAUUGUUGCCACAUGACCAGAUUUUGACACACAAGUUGAGACCAUUUUCUUUGAUACAUUUCGAGAACACUUUUGUUCACUUUCAUUUUGUUCACUGGAUCACUUUUGUUGCUUUUUCCUCAUCGUGAAACAUCCACACUGCGGAUUGGCGUUUAUUUUCCGGUUCCUUGGAGUAAAUCCAAGAUUCAUCGUGGCUAACAAUAUUAUAAACGUUUUUUGAGCUUCCUUUCCAACCGUUCCAAUGUUUUUUGACGCCAAUUGACGCGAACCGCUUUUUGCUCCUCUGAGCAAAUGAGAGAUCCAACGGGAAACCAACUUAGUAACACCCAGUUCUUCAUGUAGAAUCUUUUGGAUCGAGAUCUUUGAAAUGCCCAAAGAUUUUCCUAUUUCCCGGUAUGAUACACGGUGGUCAUCCUUAAUUAGCUGACGAACCGCAUCAAUGUUUUGCUGUGUAAUGUACCUGGCCUGGAUUCGUCGCUGAGACUGGAGCGACCACGUUGAAAUUCGCAAUACCAGCGGGAAAUAGUUGACUGGUGUACUUCAUCCAGUUGAAAAUAUUCUCGGUUCAUUUUUCGACAGACUUGCUAAUUUUAAAAAUUCAUUGUAUCUACACGUCUUGUAUCGCAAUGGAACUGUCGAUUUAUGUCAACAAAAGAUUCAGGUUACAUUUUUGUUGAAGGUUUUAUUGGUGGCGCCGUCUAAGCGGCUAUAUGUGAAACUAAAAGACAAACCUCGUAUAAAACAAAUACUGUUUUUACAGUUUAUGCUGAAAGAAAACAUGAAAUAAGAAUGCUUUUGGAAAUUUGGAUAUUGUGCACCUUAAACUUCUCUCCAGGAGUAUCAGAGUAUAAAUACUAUUUCUUAUAUUUGUUCUCCAAUUUUUAAAACUGUGUUACUUGUUCAUUUAGAGAUUAAGAUGGUACAGUUUUUCAAAUAUACGAUGACAGUAGUUGGCCGUAUUGAUUUAGGCUCCAUCUACGAUGCGCAGUCAACAGAAACACAAUUCAUCGAAAGCGUUCCCACUUAUUUUUCUAAGCAAGAUGACGAAAUCGCCAAGUGUCGCCGUAUAUUUGACAAGCUGUAAUUGAACUUUAGUUAGAUGCAUUCAAUUUGUAUUAUUUGUUUUGUUAAAUUUGUUUUGAACGUUGUAUAAUUCCCUAAAAAUUCUCUAAAGAUGUACAACGCCGGUUAUUCUCUAAAAAAAUACUUUAAUAAACAAAUUUUAAACUC
Diabrotica virgifera virgifera (western corn rootworm) is the source of this 8663-nucleotide messenger RNA. Its product is annotated as biogenesis of lysosome-related organelles complex 1 subunit 5. Gene Ontology annotation, biological process: vacuolar proton-transporting V-type ATPase complex assembly. The record is from RefSeq and is a predicted model, not a curated record. The transcript has 5 exons. NCBI's taxonomy places the organism in Eukaryota, Metazoa, Arthropoda, Insecta, Coleoptera, Chrysomelidae. Bases 481 to 1296 code for a protein of 271 amino acids. Gene Ontology annotation, cellular component: BLOC-1 complex; endomembrane system; transport vesicle.